This is a messenger RNA of Sceloporus undulatus (fence lizard), 888 nucleotides long. It is a transcript of the gene CALML4, whose product is annotated as calmodulin like 4. The transcript is spliced from 5 exons. Gene Ontology annotation, cellular component: myosin II complex. The record is from RefSeq and is a predicted model, not a curated record. Gene Ontology annotation, molecular function: calcium ion binding. NCBI's taxonomy places the organism in Eukaryota, Metazoa, Chordata, Lepidosauria, Squamata, Phrynosomatidae. The coding region runs from base 174 to 797 and encodes 207 amino acids.
UGGAGCAUUGGAGAGGACUGUGGCAUUGCCAUGCUGUCACACACACAAAGCGGAGGGAUGGAAGAACAGCUUGGAUCCAACCUGAGUCUCCCUGGCCUGCAUUGCUGGCUUUGCAGCUGCUGUUUCUGCUGAAACCCAAGAAGCAACUGAACAGGGAUCCAGCCGAAGGAUCCAUGUCACCAGAGACGCUUUUAUUACAUCUCCUGCUGCUUUUGUUCCUGUUUGCCCUUUGGGACCAGAGGACUUUGGACUCCAACAGAAGGAAAGGCCAGAGAGAAAGGCUGGCAGGAGAACCGAGCCGGGUUUCGGACGAAGGGGACCCCCAAACCCAGCAAAUGGCAAAGUUUCUCUCUCAGGACCAAAUCAACGAGUUCAAGGAAUGUUUUUCCCUCUAUGAUAAGAAACACAAAGGCAAGAUCAAGGCCAGCGACCUUCUCACGGUGAUGAGAUGCCUAGGAGUCAGCCCCAUCCCAGGAGAAGUGGCCAGGCAUCUUCAGCAGCACAAAAUUGACCGCAAUGGAGAGCUGGAUUUCUCCACUUUCCUGAGCAUCAUGUACAAGCAAAUGCAGCAGGAAGACCCCAAGAACGAGAUCCUCUUGGCCAUGCUCAUGGCCGACACACAGAAGACCGGAUUCAUCUCGGUGGCAGAGCUGAGGGCCAAGCUGAUGAAUUUAGGAGAGAAAAUGUCCCGGGAGGAAGUGGACAACCUCUUGAAGGACACCAACGUGGGACACAAUGGAAUAGUGAAGUAUGAAGACUUGGUCCGUUCCAUCACGCUUCCCCUUCCCGACUACUGAUGGUCCAGGCUUCCAUGAUGGUUUGCAGUGUUUCCUUCUGGUGCCUCUGUUACUUGCUUGCCUUGCAAAAUAAACCAUUUGCCUUUGGAAA